Hydra vulgaris (swiftwater hydra) is the source of this 921-nucleotide messenger RNA. Its product is annotated as splicing factor U2AF 26 kDa subunit. Gene Ontology annotation, biological process: mRNA splicing, via spliceosome. Gene Ontology annotation, molecular function: pre-mRNA 3'-splice site binding; metal ion binding. Gene Ontology annotation, cellular component: U2AF complex; spliceosomal complex. NCBI's taxonomy places the organism in Eukaryota, Metazoa, Cnidaria, Hydrozoa, Anthoathecata, Hydridae. The record is from RefSeq and is a predicted model, not a curated record.
AAUUUUAAAAUUAGGCGAUUUUAAAAUCAACAAAUAAAAAUUUUGUAAUUGAAAAAGAUCACCUGUACCGAGAAGUAAAAUGGCGGAGUAUCUUGCUUCAAUAUUUGGUACUGAGAAAGACAAAGUAAACUGCUCAUUUUAUUUUAAAAUUGGAGCAUGCCGACAUGGUGACAAAUGUUCUAGACUUCACAACAAGCCCACUUAUAGUCAGACCAUCUUACUUCAAAAUAUGUUUCAAAAUCCUCAAAAUCUUGCAGUGACUAAUGAGUUUGGUCAAAGCAACGCAGCUUCAAUAAUGAAUGAUGUGGAAGCCCAAGAACAUUAUGAUAAUUUUUUUGAAGACGUAUUUCUUGAACUUGAAGCAAAGUACGGUGAAAUUGAAGAAAUGAAUGUCUGUGAUAACCUUGGUGAUCAUUUAGUUGGUAAUGUCUACGUUAAAUUUCGUUUUGAAGAAGAUGCAGAAAAAGCUGUAGACAACGUCAACAAUAGAUGGUACAAUGGUCAACCAAUUUAUGCAGAGCUUUCACCUGUUACAGAUUUUAGGGAAUCUUGCUGUCGCCAAUAUGAAAUGGGGGAAUGCACACGGGGUGGAUUUUGUAAUUUUAUGCAUCUUAAACCUAUAUCUAGAGAAUUGAGGCGAAGACUUUAUGGUAGAAGACGUGGUGGUGCUGGAGUUGGUGGUGGUGCUGCAAGCGGGCCAAUGGUAAAACGUGGAAGAUCACGUUCCAUCUCACCUUCACCGCCAAUAAAACGAUCUCGUUCACGCUCUCCUCGUCGACGACGAAGAUCUAGAAGCCGUUAAAUGUUCAAAAAGAAGAUAAAAAUCAAAAAGUUUUCGAUUGAAUCUUAGUCUAACAUUCCGUCAACUCUUAGCGUGUAUUUUUCUGAUGGUUAAGAAAACGUUCUCUACUCUUUUAGUAA